Xylona heveae TC161 is the source of this 1071-nucleotide messenger RNA. Its product is annotated as mitochondrial import receptor subunit TOM40. Gene Ontology annotation, biological process: protein import into mitochondrial matrix. The record is from RefSeq and is a predicted model, not a curated record. Gene Ontology annotation, cellular component: mitochondrial outer membrane translocase complex; mitochondrial outer membrane. Lineage: Eukaryota; Fungi; Ascomycota; Xylonomycetes; Xylonales; Xylonaceae. Bases 1 to 1071 code for a protein of 356 amino acids. Gene Ontology annotation, molecular function: transmembrane protein transporter activity. The transcript has 3 exons.
AUGGCCGAAGAGAAGCGCUCCGCGCUCGCCUUCCUCACGGACAAUGCGGUCGUGACAGCGCUGGGAGAUGCCUACAAUUCGUUCUCUGAAAAGAGAGCUUCAUUGGGUCUUUCAAACCCCGGAACCGUCGAGAAUAUUGCUAGAGAGGUCCAGAAGGAUGUUUUCCUCAACAACUUUACCUUCACGGGCUUGCGAGCAGACCUAACCAAGGCUUUCAGCGUCUCACCUCUCUUCCAGGUGUCCCAUGCAUUCGCCAUGGGAUCCCAGGGUCUUCCGCCAUACACAUUUGCAGCCAUGUAUGGUACGCCAAAGGUUUUCCUUCAAGGCAAUAUGGACAAUGACGGACAACUAUCUGCGCGAGCAAAUUACCGCUGGAAUUCGUCCUUUGUCACGAAGACGAAUGCUCAGAUCGCCGGCCCCGGUCAAGCUAUGAUCCAGAUUGACAACGACUAUACCGGAAACGACUUCACGGCUUCCAUCAAAUCGCUGAAUCCUUCAUUGAUUGAGGGAGGAAUCACUGGUAUCUUCAUCGGUAGUUAUCUUCAGUCAAUCACCCCCAGACUUGCGCUUGGAUUGGAAGCUAUUUGGCAAAGACCAUCUCUUAGCAUGGGACCGGAGACCGCCCUUUCUUACUGCGGAAAAUACCGAGGCGACAACUGGAUUGCAAGCGCUCAGCUUCAGGCUCAGGGUGCCGUGAACACUUCCUACUGGCGCCGAUUGACUGAGAAGGUCGAGGCUGGUGUGGACUUGAACCUCCAGUUUGCAGGUCUCGGCAGAGGCGCAGCCGGUCUCAUGGGAGGCGCGGGUCGAGAGGGCGUGACGACGCUCGGUGCAAAGUAUGACUUCAGAGCGUCUACUUUCCGCGCCCAGGUCGACAGUUCUGGAAAGCUCAGCUGCCUGCUGGAGAAGCGCAUUGCUCCGCCAGUGCAGUUGACCUUUGCCGGUGAAAUUGACCACUUUAAGCAACAAGCCAAGGUCGGUUUGGCUGUCUCGAUUGAGGCGGCAGGCGAGGAUCUCCUCGAGCAACAGGAGAAGGCCCUGUCCUCCCCCGCUCCCCCUCCGCCCUUUUAA